AUGGGCGAAAUUAGACAGGUGGUUAUGGAAUACUGUAUACUCCCACUCAGCUCCAAGGAAGUGCACCAAACUGCACCCCUGGUGCGAGCUGUUUGUAUCUGUGGUCUUCCACGACAUGGGAAGAGCGUUCUGGCGAACGCAGUAUGCUCUGAGACUGGAGCAUUGUUAUUCGACAUGACACCAUCUGUACUGGUAGAUAAGUACAUAGGACGAAAAAACGAGCGCAAAUUAAUCACGAUGAUCUCAAAAGUGGCCCGAGAAUACGCUCCUUCGAUAAUCUUCAUCGACAACGGUGAAAAACCAUGGCUGAAGAAGAUACCGCCUGAAGAGAGGAAAUUACAGCCGAGACGUUUCGCAAAGUACUAUCCAAAGUUGGUGAAAAGCAUCAAACGUGGUGACCAGAUCCUAUUUCUCACGACCUCCUCGGAGCCAUAUAAAGCAAGAAGACCCUUCGUCAAGAUCCACGACAAGUUUAUAAUGAUUCCUCUCACGGACUACAACACGCUUUACAUGUUUUACAAAGAUCUGCUGAUGAAGUACCACGAAGUGGAUCGCAAUAUCGACGUAUCUUGUUUGGCGAAGAUGUCCGUGGGCAUUCCAUUGGAGUUCAUAAGAAACGCCGUCGAGAAUGUCCUAAAUCUUCGGCGGAGGAUCACCCUGAAGUUUAACCCGUUGAAACAGCAAGAGAUUAUGGAGGAAGUGUUCAAGUACGAGCCUCCUCGAGCGAAGACGUUGAAGCAGUUCGUGAAUUUUGAAAAUAAAACUCCGCUUGGUAAAAAGAGGUUGAAGAUACUGGCAAAAGAGAAGCAAGAACACGAACUCCGCGAGAAAAUGAAAAAAACGCAUAAAUGA
Messenger RNA from Osmia bicornis bicornis, 852 nucleotides. Its product is annotated as dynein regulatory complex protein 11-like. Gene Ontology annotation, molecular function: ATP binding; ATP hydrolysis activity. The transcript has 3 exons. Bases 1 to 852 code for a protein of 283 amino acids. The record is from RefSeq and is a predicted model, not a curated record. Lineage: Eukaryota; Metazoa; Arthropoda; Insecta; Hymenoptera; Megachilidae.